Molecule: messenger RNA, 615 nt
Organism: Cylas formicarius (sweet potato weevil)
Lineage: Eukaryota; Metazoa; Arthropoda; Insecta; Coleoptera; Brentidae
Product: kxDL motif-containing protein CG10681
Exons: 2
Coding region: 121-609 (162 amino acids)
Biological process (GO): lysosome localization
Cellular component (GO): BORC complex
Source: RefSeq, a predicted model, not a curated record
UGAAACUAUGGGUACGGCAACUGACAAUACUGCUAUGAUCAUCCCUUCUACUCUACGCGUAAACUUGAGGAAUACGCUGUAUUUACAUUUAUUAUUAAAGCUUUUUUAUUGACAUCAACAAUGGAUGAAACUAAGGGUACACCUGAAAGCGAAUUUAGCAUAGAAUGUUUUCAAAAUUACUCGGCACCGGAAGUAUUUAUACAAGGGCUAGCUGGAAUUGUUGACCAGCAAGAUGUUGAAUCUAUGAUCAGAGCUCAAAAGGAAAUGUUGCAGAGAUUUGAAAAGACCAAUGAAAUGUUGACAAACUGCAAUGUCUUAAGUGCAAAUCGUUUAAAAACUGUAGGGCCGGAAUUCAAAAGACACAUCCAUUUACUUUUAGAUAUGAAAAAGGAUCUUGAUUAUAUUUCUAAAAAAAUUCGCGCAAUCCGCACAAAAAUAUCAGCUCAGUAUCCAGAAGCUUUUAUUAAAGCUCUGGAGAAUGAUAUUACAGAAUCAGAAAAGGAAGAAUGUGUAGAAGAAUCUAAAAAAAGCAAUGAUAAUAGAAGAAGUUUACAUAUUAAAGGUGAUAGUGCAGAAAACACUGAUCUGAGUAGGAGAGCUUCAAAAUAAAAUCAA